Racocetra persica is the source of this 240-nucleotide messenger RNA. The record is from the annotation of a GenBank genome assembly. NCBI's taxonomy places the organism in Eukaryota, Fungi, Glomeromycota, Glomeromycetes, Diversisporales, Gigasporaceae.
AAUCCACAAGUUUUACUUGUAUAUUCUUCUGUACAAAUAAUUAUUCGACACCAUGGAUAUUCACAUGCUUUAUGGGCCAGAUGUUGCGGUUGUCCUAAAUGUAAAACAAUGCUCGAUAGAGAUAUUAAUGGUGUUCGCAAUAUUCUUCUUCGCUACCUUACUAAAAAUGAGUCAGGUUUAGCUGAUGUGGGAGCCUAUUCCCUUACAGGACUUGUAUUACCUAAUUUAGACUUUAUUUAG